GACAUAUCCACAUACUAUUUAAGUUUCUGAACGAACAGAAAUUUGUGAAAUGGCGAAAUUGUGACUUCUUGAGGAAUUAUUAGAUUUUAUGUUCGAUAAAUGACAAUUUAAUAAGUAAACCAAUACUGUUUUGUAGCUAAUCUUAAGGUAUUUUAUAAUCCUUAUUACUUUGGAGAUCGUGUUUGGUGUAAACAAAUUUUAACAUAUAAAAAUAUGAUACCUGAAAUUAGUUGAUCGUAUUUUUGCCCCUUCAAGUGUGAAAUUUUCUAGUGAGCUUCGUAUUCCUAUUUAGUUUGACUAGGUUUUCAGAUAUGAAUAACUGUGGUGGAAUAGGAGGCGGUGCGUUGGGUGCAGCAGGUGGUCCAUAUGAUGCUAAAAUAGCAGGACUUUAUGACUUACUUGAUACACUUGGCUCUGGACAUUUUGCAGUUGUAAAAUUAGCACGGCAUGUUUUCACUGGAGAAAAAGUGGCAGUAAAAGUCAUAGAUAAAAGUAAAUUAGAUGAAGUAUCGAAAUCGCAUUUAUUUCAGGAGGUUCGAUGUAUGAAGUUAGUACAGCACCCAAAUGUAGUAAGACUAUAUGAAGUAAUAGACACUCAGACAAAACUCUACUUAAUAUUAGAGUUGGGGGAUGGAGGAGAUUUAUAUGAUUACAUAAUGAGGCAUGAAUCGGGCUUGUCAGAAUCUCUUGCUCGUGAUUACUUCCGUCAAAUAGUUCGUGCUAUUUCAUAUUGUCAUAGGUUACAUGUGGUACAUCGAGAUUUGAAACCUGAAAACGUAGUAUUUUUUGAAAAACUAGGUAUAGUGAAAUUGACUGACUUUGGUUUUAGCAAUAAAUUCUGUCCUGGUCAAAAAUUAGAGACUUCUUGUGGUUCAUUGGCUUAUUCGGCUCCAGAAAUAUUAUUAGGUGAUUCAUAUGAUGCCCCAGCUGUGGAUGUGUGGUCACUUGGAGUCAUACUCUAUAUGUUAGUUUGUGGACAGGCCCCCUUCCAAGAGGCCAAUGAUAGUGAAACUUUAACUAUGAUAAUGGACUGUAAAUAUACAAUACCACCACAUAUAUCAAAUACAUGUAAAAGGUUAAUAGGUAGAAUGCUUGUAAGAGAUCCUGAGAAAAGAGCGACUCUUUCAGAAAUAGCUACUGAUCCUUGGGUAACAGCUGGAGAAGGCAUAACUGUUGAAGAUUUUGACACUCCAUUAGUUACCAAAGAACAACUGUCUGAGGAUGAUCGCUCAGCUAUAAUACAAAAAAUGGUCAAUGGGACUAUAGCUACUAAAGAAGAGAUUCUAGAAUGUUUGGAGAAGAAUGACUAUAAUCAUAUCACUGCCACUUACUACCUGUUAGCAGAAAGGAAACUGAGAACGAAAAGGAUGGAGUCGGUCCGUAGGCAAGAGAUGGUCGUAGGCGCGCGGAGACCGGAAGCUCUGAGCGUAGUUCGUGGCGCUACAGCUAACGCGCCGCCUCCCACGCGGAUGCUAUUAGCACCGCCUACGUUGUCUGCCGCACCGCGUACGCCGCAAGACGUACCGCCGAGAUCACGUAAAUGCAGCAUAGUACGCGAGGAAGAAGAUGACGAGGAGCCAGCGGUGGCGAAUACGGCGGAGACGAGACGGGGCUCUCGGUCUGAAGGUCGACUCCAUUUGGCGGCGCGCGCGCACAACGCCGCGCAAGCGAUGCCCCCCACCACAGUCCCGCCUGUUAAUAAUGCGCGACCUACUCAACUAGCAGACAACCUCACCAAGGUGAAAUUGGGCGAAGUCGCUGGCAGCGUAGGUGCUGAAUGCCGGCGGCGUCGUGGCGGGUCUUGUUCAUCUUCAGAUCUAUCCGACGACGACUCGGAGAAGAAGAAACGUGCCGCCGACCAUCGGCCGCCGCCCGACCGCGCACGCAGAGACUCGCACGACGACUCCAGCGACAGCCAGGAACGCGGCAGUGGUGCGGGCACAGGCACUGGCGCGCCUGGGAGCGGGCGGAGCGGGACCCGGGCGCUGGCCGCCGCCCCCACGGCCCCGGGGGCGGGCGCGGGCACGGGCGCGGGGGCGGGUGACGCGCGCGGGGCAGGGGGAGGCGGCGGGGGGCGGAGGAGGCGGGGAGCGAGGCACGAGAGCCGACUGAGGGAGUCCCGCUCACUCAACCGCAUAGCGGAAGUCGAGGAGGCGGCCGGCGCUCGCUGGGCGGGCGGCGGUAUCGUGGCACUGUGCGGUCGGCCGUUACUGCGUCUGCUGGCGGCCGCGAGGCCCGCGCCCUCCGCUCGUAGGCUGCACGGCCUCUGUUAGACUGCGCGUUGUCUGCUAAACGGUAUAGGUACUCUGCAAAAAGUAAAGAUGUGACCAAACAUAACGCGGCAAGUGCGGAGCAACGUUUCGUAUGAUAAAUCAUCCAUAAUCACGGCGCGGAUGUUGCUUGAAAACAGCGAUCUACUUGGAUGAUUCACGAGCUUUUCCAUCCGCCGCUUUAUAUUUGAACACUCCUUAGUUCGCCCACCCCGCCCCUCAAACGUCGAAGUAAUGCAUCGCCUCUAGCAUCACAGACGUUGUUCUAUCUACGUUUGAUUUACUCCAAGGGGCCAUUAUAUUUCUACAGCCUUUUCAACAACGUCUUUCCGUGAACAAGAACUAGGCAAACACGGAUCCGCUCAAGAUUUCCCUACUUCACGGGUGUAAACAUCGCUCCCCGCCGAUCGAUAGCGGAGUUCUUGUGAAACCUUAUGAGUGUUAUUUUCGCGGAACGCUGCCACGCCUGUCGGCGACUGAAUUUAAUCACCUCGCUAAUGGCAAUGCAAUAUUAAUUAAAUUGUAUUUGACGUUAUACGAACUAGCGUCACUUUCCAUUUACAAUUUAUACCGAGAGGAGUAUUGAAUAUCCUAUUUACUCUUUUAUAAUAUUAUGGUGUUAUUGAAUUAUUAAACUCGGAAGUGUCAGUUGUUCUGUACGGUGUUCCAUAUUCGUAUUCUCAUCGCUUACGUUUUCAUUUUGAUAACUGAGGCCCAAACACGAAUUUUUGACAGCUUCGUAACGUAUCGCAGCGCCCCUAUCGGACGUAAGAUCAAACUUGCUUUUUCCAUACAAAAUUUGACGUAGACCGUUAGAGACGUUAAGGAGCUACUAAAAAUUCGUACUCGAGCCCGUUUAUCGCAUGCACACAGGACUUUGGAAUAUUAACCCUAGACCUUGUCGUAGAAAAUCUGUCUUAAUGUCUCCUUUUCUAGUUUACUAUGAUAAAUCAUUCUAUGUUGUGUCCUAUAUAAUUUAUAUAGCAUUGGUAGAUAACUUUCACUGUAAAUAAUAAAUGAAGCAAAAUUUAUUGUUUAAAAGAUUAAAUUAUUUUUCCCAGGUGUAAAUUAUUGAUUGAUAAUAAUAGAAUUAUAUUUAAUUAAUUAAAAAUAAACUUUUGAUUGAUUUGAUGUUGUCUGAGCUCAUUUGUUGCACACUUAGGAUGCAAAUCUAUUUUUUCGUGUUACUAUUAUCACGUUGAUUUUUUGUUUCAUAUAUCCACAUAGUGCAUUUCUUAAAGGAGUGACAAGAAAAUAUAAAGAUUGCCACGAGUUUGACACGUAAAUAAGGUGGAUUAAGUUAAGGCAUGAGUUGAGUAUGUAAAUAAAGUUGAAUGAUUUAUUAUCUACUUGACCGAUCCGGCGUAACGCGACUGAAAAUACGCCGACGUAUCUUCCAUCAUCAGAUGUAUGGGGAUCCUUUCCAUAUCGCAAUCGCUGCACUGAUUUAGGUUUAGGGCGCUAUGUGCUCUGUCUGAAUAACAUAAUGUGCUUUAUGAUUCUUCCACUAGAUGGUAUAUCUUUAUAUUUUUGAAGUCCCAACUUUAAAUUUAGUUAUAAUUAUUACGAAUAGAAGAUUGUUAGAUGCCGUAAUUUUUUUCUUUAUAAAUUUUAGAAAUGGAAUGUUAAAUAAGUUGAAUGUUGUGCAUUAAAAUAUAUGUAGAUACAUAAAUUGUUGUAAAUAAAUAAUGUUAUAUUAAUUAUUACAUACUAACAUAAGUUUUAUUAUUUUUAUUUAUUCAGUGUACUAGUACUGAAAAUGUAAUUGUCACAUACGUAAAGACGUAUAAAGAACUGUGACUGUUUUUUUAAAUCAAAAAGUUGAUCUAGUGCAUCAUUUAGGUGCCGUAUUGUAUUACACAGUAUGAAUGAAGACCAAAGAUAAACAAAUUUUGUUAUACAUUUCUAUUGACGUCUUGUGCUUUUCGGUGCCAACAUACAUAAUUAAAUUUUUUAUGUAUCAAUUAACAAGUGCGACUGUACCCUCGAGUUCUUCUGACUUGUCUGUGUGGUGCUUGCUGGUUCUUUAUACUUAUAUAGAAUUAUUUUUAUGACAUGUCUCCCUUACAAAUUGUUUCACAAGAACUUAUUUAAUAUUUGAAUUCAAAGCUCUUGAAUAUAUACGUUUUGAUUACUUACUAAGGUAAAGAGAAGUGUUCAAUAAGUAAUGAUGUUAAUUUUAAUCUUCUUUCACUCUGAAGAAUGUUCAUGGGUAGGUUCUAUCUAUACUUCAACAAUUUUGUACAGUACAUCUAUAACAUAAUUUUUAGAUGUGUUUUAUUGAGAUUAAAUUGUUGUAAAAGUGACAUGUUGUGUUAUUCUAAUGUUAAAGCAAUGAAAGUGAUAGCGUCAACUUCAAUGAAACUAAAUAUUAAUUGACGUCACUGAGUGCAGGCGUUUUUUGUUUUUAAAACUAUCCCGUCAUUUCUUAUCUUGGAUUUCUAUGUUAAGUUAAAUAAUUUGAUUUUAUGUAUUUAUUUGUGAAACUUUCUUGAAAACUGGUCAUUUCUAAAAUGAGACGAACAAAACCAUUUGGCCAAUAAUGCGAACAAACAAUUUUAAGUAUCAUAAUAAUACUUGUCUGUUUUCUUAUUACUACCAUCUGCAAAGAACUUAAAGAAACAACUGUAUCUGUUGGUGAUCUGAAAUCUUUAAUCUCGAUUGUAAGUUAUGGGAUCAUAAAUUCUGUUUGGACUCAAAUGUUAAAGGUGUCUAGCUUCAGGUUUUAUAUAUCCAUUUGGUCCCAGCAGAUAAGUUUUUUAAUACUCACAUUCACCAUAUAAAACUGUAAUAUUUACACAACAAAAAUCCAGCAAAAUAUCGAAUUACUUUUAAGUCUGUGCAAUAUAAAUGGAUAUCUAAAUGAGAGCUUUGUAAUUUGUACAUUUUAUAUUGUAUUUGUAUGAUUGAAGUACAUCUGUUUAUAGUUAAUAGCUUUUAGCAUUUUAAACUGAUAUUCAAAUAACUGUGUACCUGGUUGCCAUCUGUAUUUGGCAUUUAAAUAAGGCUUUUGCAAAAUGUCCAGUCCAGAUCCUGUAGCAAUUAAUUAGACCUCAUAUACAUAAUACCUAUAUGUAAAACAAAAACCGACUUUAUUUAUAAAAACAAUGUAUAAUGCAUUGAUUUGAGAUUUUGAAUCUAUAUAGACUAUUGUCUUGCCAAUAAACAUGGAAUUUAGAAAAUAUUGUUUUUCAGUAUUGUGUGUAAUAUUAAUUUAAAAAAAUAUGUUGUAUCAAAGAAUCUUAUUUUAUAAACAAAAUAAUAAAUAUAUAGUACCUUUAUUAUACAUAUUUUUAGUUUGAAUGUUCUCUUAAAAUGUUUGUCUCAAAUAAAUGUAUCAAAAGCAAGUUAUUUAAUUUUUCUAACAGUUGCUUAUGAAUAAUCAAAGCGCCUAGAGACGCAGCCAGCGCAUAUUAGGGCGUCCGCUGCCUUAAGCGAGUGCACGGAGCGGAAGUCUGCUCCGGAACUACUUUCAGCCCCCUUAGCAUGAGCACCGCGAUAUGAUAUAUAACACGUUUUUAUCACGCUCAAUUGUCAAAUUACUAUAGAGUUUGACAGUUACACGCUAUAAAAAAUGUGAUAUAAUGUAAAUUGUGGUGCUCAUGCUACAGGGACAGGAUAUGAUAUAUAAAGUUUUUAUCACACUUAAUUGUCAAAUUACUAUGGAGUUUGACAGUUAGGCGCGAUAAUAAAUGUGAUAUAAUGUAAAUUGUGGUGCUCAUGCUACGGGGACAGGGCUGAAACUACGUUAAACGGGCGCCCGACGUGUAUCUACGCACGUAGAUAUGUCGGUGGGCUCCGUGGGAACCAGUUUUCGCAGUGUCACUAGUUAAAUUUGACGGUAUUAACGUACAGUGGGACCAAGUUCUUGUGGGAGGGGUGCUGCUGGUGGACUGAUGAUUGCUAAGCAAUUAAAAUCUCUUCACUUGUUCAAAUUAGUUCUAGUUUCGGCCACGUUCUACAAGAUCUUGGUCGCACUGUACAAUCUUGAAUCUCCAGUAGCCCAAUUUGGACGCAACCAAAAGCCAUGAGCGUUUUUUUUGCUGCCCCAACGUUCGGCGCUACAUACAAGGCUCAGGUAUGGAGGGAGUAGGUACUUCAGGUUGCCCCACAUACAACAUAAGGGUUGGUUAUGUUAUUCUGGCGCGCUCGAGUAAAUCCCAAAAUCCCCGCUUGGAUUCUCCCUUGACGGAAUGUACAUACUCGUCGCAAAAUGUCCCUAUCUCAAUAUUUGUUUCGCAAAAUGAACUCCUUUUUGAAUAGGGUUUAUUUAGGCCAUUAUGUAUCAGGAAAAAUGAUCAUUGUGAAGAAGCAUUUUGAGAAAGAUAGUUUGGAGUUCGGCGUUCAUUUUGCCUGAGGUACUGCGACUUAUCUAAACUUGUCAAGAAAAAUAGAUUCUUCGAUUUCUUAAUAUUUUUGGACCUGAAUUAUCCUUAUUGCCCCCUCAGUCCUGAGAACCACUCUUCAGUUUAUCCAUACCAAGUUGCCAUACAUUUGACACUUUUCCACAUCCCGCUUGUGAAAACGUAAAUCAAAUUGAAUAAUUGGGAUCGUAGCAAGCAAACUUCAUUAGAGCGAUCAUAGAUAGCUACCAGCAACGAAAUGAGGUCGUUUAACAGUGAUAAUGCUUGGCUCCACCAGCGAGUUACAUCACGGAAAAAAGAGCUAUCCAAGGCCGCGCGCAGCUUGGAGUAGGCAAAGCAGUGCUUUUUUUACUAUUUCUUGUGUUUCUUUCUUGUAUCGUGAAUGCCAUUUACUUAAUUGCCAUUUUCUUUUCAUGAAAAGGAUAACAAUACAGCUCAGCAUAUGUUGUUGAGUUGGAUCAUAUUUUAUUUGAUGCUAGUAUGAGAGUACCGUAUCUUCCCUUUUUGUUUUCAAUCAAAGCCAAGAUGAGAUCAUAUGGCUUCCACUGUCAAAAAGUUAACAGAUCUCAUGUAGAACCGCUCCUAACUUACAUACUAUACCUUAGUUAGUUAGUUAGAAAAUGUGGCUUGGCCGUUGCGUUACCACAAGAACUAUUAAGAUUACUUGCUCAGUGAAGUGUAUAACAGAAAAGUAAUGAACAGUGGAUAAAUUUUUCACCUUACCGUGUAGUUGCUGAAGUUAGACCUUGUAGAGUAAGGAGCUUGGUUCUUCAUUCUACAUGAGAUCUGAUAACUUUUUGUCAGUAUCAUAUAACGUGCAUAUCACUUAUGGUCUCGUCUUGGCAACACUUGACAUAAAAACGUUUUUAGUGGAAUAUUAUAUAAAAUGUGUAACAGAAAUAACGGACACCCUGAAUGUAAUUUGUUUGAAAUUGGCUUCUUAAUCGAUUUCACUAAAACAUUCUGAAAAAUAAUUGCGGUUAAUUCAAUCAUUCUAAACAAAAGAAUAUGAUACAUAAUCUACAAGCUAUUUUUAACUUUAAUAAAUAAUUUUACAUACAUUGAGAUAUCACUGGUUAAACUGAUUAAAUAAAAAUUACUGUAGAUUCAUUUGCACAUUUUUAACAAACUACUCUCAGUGAGUUAUUUCUGUUACUCAUUUGUAUUUAUUAAGACAAUUGAAAAUAUAAGUGCCUUACAAUAGUGGCUACACACUAUCAUCAAGGUUCGUUAUAUUUUAACAGAUCAUUUAAGACUGAACAAGACCGUGUAUGAUAAAAUAUUAGUUUCAAAUGAUCAUUUUAAAACCUAUAGUGAUACUUAUAAACUAAACGGAGCCAAGUAUAAUCUGUUUGGUACUGACACUGAUUUGCUGCUGUGCUUGUGCUACAUUGACAUUUCAGAGGGAGUGAAAUAUAUGCUGAUGGGAGUUUUCCAAAUUUAGCACAAUUCAAAAAAGUUAUUUCCUUUAGAUUUAUAAUAAUAAUCUAAAAAAAAAUAAGGUUUUUUAAGCAAUUUAGUGCCUAAGGGGCCGUUCAUAAAAUACGUCACGCUAAAAUCAGCUUUUUCCGACCUCCUGCCCCCCUAUUGUCACUUUCUGUGACCCCUCUUGAAAUAUUCCGUCACAAAAACGGAGACCCCCCUCCCCCC
Messenger RNA from Chilo suppressalis (striped riceborer), 8284 nucleotides. The record is from the annotation of a GenBank genome assembly. NCBI's taxonomy places the organism in Eukaryota, Metazoa, Arthropoda, Insecta, Lepidoptera, Crambidae.